CACCUGAUCCUCACUGGAUGUACAACGAGGUGACGGCCAGAGGCUUCUUUUCCCCUUGGAUAAUCUGUCAGUAAAUACAGACAGGGGGAUAAAAGAAUUCAGUCAUGGUGGUCUUAAGACAGGGUGAUUAUGUGUGGGUGGACACUAGCAUUGGUGUGCCGAUCGGUGCUGAGGUCAGAAUCUCAGAGUCGGGCCAAAUUCUGCUCAUAGAUGAUGAAGGAAAGGAGCACAAGGUCAAGAAACAGGACAAGUCCCUGAAGCACAUGCAUGCCUCAUCCAUUAAUGGGGUAGAUGACAUGAUUCGGUUGGGCGACCUCAAUGAUGCUGGCCUGCUCAGGAACCUCCUGAUUCGUCACAGGGAGGGAAUCAUCUACACAUACACAGGGUCCAUUCUCGUGGCAGUGAACCCAUACCAGCUUCUGCCACUUUACACUCCAGAGCAGGUGCAGCUGUACACAAACCGGCGUCUAGGUGAACUGCCCCCACAUGUGUUCGCCAUAGCAGACAGCUGCUUCUUUAACAUGCGCCGCAGCCGCCAAGACCAGUGCUGCAUCAUCAGUGGGGAGUCUGGUGCAGGAAAGACAGAAAGCACGAAACUGAUGCUGCAGUACCUGGCAGCGGUGAGUGGACAGCGAUCAUGGAUAGAGCAACAGAUACUUGAAGCAAACCCCAUACUGGAAGCCUUUGGUAAUGCCAAGACUGUUCGCAACGAUAACUCAAGUCGCUUUGGGAAGUACAUUGAUAUCCACUUCAGUAAGGGGGGUUCCAUUGAAGGAGCUCGAAUUGAACAGUACCUGCUGGAGAAAUCUCGUGUUUGUCGACAGGCUCAAGAAGAGAGGAACUACCACAUUUUUUAUUACAUGCUGAUGGGCAUGCAGGCUGAACAGAAGAAAAUAUUGUCUCUGGGUAACGCUGUGGAGUACAACUAUCUGACCAUGGGCAAGUGCACUUCCUGUGAAGGACGAGAUGAUAUAAAGGAAUACGCGCAUUUCCGCUCAGCCAUGAAGAUCUUGACUUUCACAGAGAACGAUUCCUGGGAAAUUCACAAGCUACUUGCUGCCAUCCUCCACUUAGGAAACAUGGACUUCGAAGCCACCAUUUCAAACAAUAUGGAAGGAUGUGAUAUUAUCACUUCUACUCAUUUCAAAAUGGCUGCCCAGUUGUUGGAGGUGGACGUCAAGACUUUGGAUGUAAGCUUGACUCAAAGAUCCUUCAUGACUAACAGGGAGUGUGUGUCUAAACCUCUUUCCUCGGCCCAAGCAAGUGAUGGAAGGGAUGCUUUUGUGAAGGCCAUCUAUGGAAAAUUGUUUUUGUGGAUUGUGGAGAAAAUCAACAACGCCAUUUUCAAGCCGCAGGCUGAGGAAUCUGAUACUCGUCACUCAAUAGGUCUGCUGGAUAUCUUUGGAUUUGAAAACUUCAAGGAAAACAGCUUCGAACAGCUGUGCAUUAACUUUGCCAAUGAGCAGCUGCAGCAGUUCUUUGUGAGGCACGUCUUUAAGAUGGAGCAGGAAGAGUACACUCAGGAGAACAUCGUCUGGAAACACAUUGACUAUGUCGAUAACCAGGGCACUCUCGAUGUACUGGCCACCAAACCUCUAAACAUUCUUUCUCUUAUUGAUGAGGAGAGCCACUUUCCUAAGGGCACAGACACCACCUUGCUGCAAAAGAUGUUAAAGUUUCAUGAGAAAGGCAAAGUUUACGUCCCACCUAAAAACAGUUAUGACACGAAUUUCGGAAUUGAGCACUUUGCUGGGCCAGUGUAUUAUAACUCGAAAGGUUUUCUGGAAAAGAACAGGGAUGCUCUUAGUUCAGAUCUCAUCACAUUGGUGGAAACAUCUUCCAAUAAGCUCCUCAAACAGAUCUUCCACAGUGAUCCUGCUAUCACUGGGAAGAGCAAUGCCAACCCCAAAAUGAUGAUCUCCUCCACGACUUCCUUGAGGCAAAUAACAGACACCAAGAAGCGAGUACCCACAUUAUGUGGACAGUUUCGUCAGUCUCUGGACUCCCUGAUGAAAACUCUGACUGCAUGCCAGCCUUAUUUCAUUCGCUGCAUCAAACCGAAUGACUUUAAGAAACCCAUGCUGUUUGACAGAGAGCUGUGUCUGCGCCAGCUGCGCUACUCAGGCAUGAUGGAAACUAUUCGCAUCAGGAAAGCUGGCUACCCGAUCCGUCACACCUUCCAGCAAUUUCUGGAUCGUUAUCGUGUCCUACUUAACUCUGUUAUCUGUGACCCAAAAACAGAAAGUGCCAAAGCGUGCAGUGAGAGUAUUUGUGAGAGUGUUCUUGGUGCUAGUGAUGACUGGAAGAUUGGCAAAACUAAGGUGUUUUUGAAGGAUUUCCAUGAUACAAUGUUGGAGCUAAAACGAGACAAGGCGUUGAACGAGAAAGCUCUCAUUAUACAGAAAGUCCUGAGAGGAUACAAGCACAGGAAACAGUUUCUUAAACAAAGGUCUGCAGCAGUGGUUGUGCAAAAGCAUUGGCGUGGACACAAAGGCAGAAAACUCUAUAAAAUGGUCCAGCUGGGAUAUACUCGUCUUCAGGCCACCGUGCGCUCUCGUCAGUUAGCACUCCAGUACGAACUGGAGCGUAAGGCCACCUUGCUGCUGCAGGCGCAGAUUCACACCUACCUGGCCAGGAAGGAGUUUAAGCGAAAGAGAGCUGCUGUCAUGCUCCUGCAGGCUCAUGUCAGAGGGAUGCAUGCCCGGAAAGCUGUCCGGAAGAUGAAGAAUGAUGACUUUUUGUCACUGCAAGAGCGCAGGGCAGAGGAGCUAGCUUCUCGGGAGAGACAGAAAAAGUUAGAGCAAAUCCUCCGCCAGAAGAGAGAGAAGGAAGCAGCUGAACAGUCCGAGUUAAUCAAUGAUCAGGAAAUGGUGGACACAAUCUUUGGCUUCCUGCCCAGCCUGGUGGGAGGACAGGAGGGUCAGGCACCUUCAGGUUUUGAGGAUUUAGAAGGAAGACGGGCUGUGUUGGAGGAAAUUGACCUGGAUGAUGCUCCUAUGGUGGAAGAGCUUCCUGAGGAAGACUACGAUGAUCUGGAUGAGUACUCAUUCUCCAAGUUUGCAUCUAUGUAUUUUCAAGGUGCUGCUACACCCACUCACAUCCGUCAGCGACUGCGCCAACCCCUUUUGUACCAUGAAGACGAAAACGAUGUGCUGGCUUCUUUAACAGUGUGGUGGAUCAUCUUAAGGUUUAUGGGAACUCUUCCUGAACCUAAAGCUCAGAAAGUCCCAACAAGCAGAUCAGCAUUUGCUGAUUACUCCCUACAGCAGGAUGUGGCAUCCAGGCAAGACAGACGUCUCAGCCACAUGGUUGGACUUGACCAGAAACUGUUAAGAAACAAAAACACAAAGAGAGACUCUUUAGCACCUGAAGUGCCGCCUCAGAACAGAAAAUCCUCAACAUUUACAGAUCUGCUGUCAGGAAAAAGGAAAACAUCGACCAUGACAGAGGAAGUUGUAUCGGCUCGGAAAGCUUCCUCAAUACCAUCAGAAGGUCCCAAAAACAGAAAGUCUUCUACCUUUGCUGAUCUUCUGACCCGAAACAGAAAGACCUCCACACUUCCUGAGGACGGGUUCUCAAAUCGAAAGGCAUCCCGAAAACCAUCGAUCAUUGAGGAAGAGCCAGAGGAUGGCUCUGAGGUUUCCAAAACACCUACUGUACAGACUAUUACUGAGGAAGAGGAGAACAUGCUUGAAGAAGGACUCACCCUUGAUCGUCCACUCACAUCUCUUGAAAAGUUGCACAUCAUUGUAGGAUAUGGCAUUGUCAGACGUGACCUCAGAGAUGAGAUCUACUGUCAGAUUUGUAAGCAGCUCCAAGAGAAUGGGAAUCGAAGCAGCUUCUUCCGAGGUUGGAUUCUCCUUUCUCUGUGCCUUGGCAUUUUUCCUCCCACUGAGCGCUUCAUUAAAUACCUGCAAAGCUUCAUUCGUCUCGGCCCUGUUGGAUAUGCUCCGUACUGUGCAGAAAGACUGAGGCGCACAACUGCCAACGGUGUUCGUGGAGAGCCUCCCAGCUGGCUUGAGCUACAGGCAACCAAGACUAAGAAACCAAUGGCCAUCUCUAUAACUCUUAUGGAUGGACGAACUAUAAGUCUGCCUGUGGACUCAGCAUCUACUUCUAAAGAAAUCUGCCAGAUUCUCUCACAGAAAAUUAAACUGCAAGACACGUUUGGAUUCUCUCUUUAUGUAGCUGUUUAUGACAAGGUAUGGUCUCUCGGCAGUGGACAUGAGCAUGUGAUGGAUGCCAUAUCACAGUGUGAGCAGGAGGUAAAGCGGAAGGGCGGGCAGGAACAGCAUGCACCCUGGCGUCUCUACUUCCGCAAGGAGAUCUUCACCCCCUGGCAUGACUGCAGCCUGGACAGCACCAGCACUGAACUUAUCUACAGACAGGUCAUUAGAGGACUGAAGUAUGGAGAGUACUCAUGUGAGAAGGAGGAUGUAAUUGUCCAGUUGGCGGCGAAGCAUUUUUUUGUGCAGUAUCGCUCAGAUGACAGUAUGGAGAAGGCUAAGAGUGUUGUCCAGGAUUGUGUUACCUCCAAACUAUUGGAAAACAAACCAGAGGACAAAUGGGUUCAGAUGGUUCACACAGCACAUGUUCAGGGUCCAUAUAUAAAUUCAAAUACCAAAGUUGAUCAUGUAAAAGCAGAAGUGGUGGACUAUGCAAGGGAGAAGUGGCCAAUGUUCUUCUCAAAGUUCUUUGAGGUGUCCAGGAUUUCAGGCCCUGCUCUACCCAAAAACAAAUUUAUCCUGGCUAUCAACUGGACGGGAAUAACCUUCCUGGAUGAACGUGAGAGGAAGUUUCUAGAACUCUCCUAUCCAAUGGUGAAUGCUGUAAACACCAAGAGAAGCCAAACUGUCUAUCUGCAUACUCUGAAAGGAGACUUCACGCUAAGCACAGUCAGUGCUGCAAACAUUGUUGAUCUGAUAGUUCUGUUCCAAGGUGGCCUAACAGAGCGCUCUCAGUAUGCUGUAGCUCUGCAUGAGGUCAACAGGCAAGAUGAUACUACCUUUCUUAGCUUUAAAAAAUCUGAGCUCAUCAUCCUUAUCAAAGACGAUGAAUUUUCUUCCAACCGUGGCUGGGUGAAGGGACAGAAUGAGAGAACAGGACAAAAAGGCGCAGUACCUACAGAUGCCAUCUACAUUGUUCCAACUUUGACGAAACCCACUAAUGAAGUCUUGACUCUGCUCAGCAUGUCCCCAGAUCAGAGAAAAAAUAUGAUUAAUGAUACAAUGAAAGGAACCAUUACAGACAGAGUACCUCCGGCAACACUUAAAGAGUUCUCCAUUGAGUACUUCAGACCUCCCACCAAAGAUGUGAACAGGCAGGUGAUUUCAAAAAACGUGGCACCUGAAAGGCUAUGGGCACACUCCAGAGAGCCCAUCAGACAGCCCCUGCUUAAGAGACUGCUAGGAAACCCAGAGCUCAGCCAUCAGGCCUGCCAGGCCUUUACUGCAAUCCUAAAGUACAUGGGUGACUAUCCCACCAGACAAGUUCAGAGUGCGCUGGAGCUCACAGACCAAAUCUUUGAACCAGCCACGCAGAAUGAGGCACUUAGAGAUGAGAUCUACUGCCAGAUUAUGAAGCAGAUGACAAGCAAUAACAACCGGCACAGCAUGGAUAAGGGUUGGCAUCUUCUGUGGCUGUGUUGUGGUCUGUUCCCCACCAGUAAUUCAUUGCUGAAACAUGCACAGCGCUUUCUGGACACCCGGCGGCGAGAGCAAUUAGCCUCUGACUGCCUACGCAGGCUGCAGGGUGCCCUGAGAAUGGAGCCCAGGAAGUUUCCUCCUCACCAGGUCGAGUUGGAUGCCAUUCAACAAAACCGUGUUAAGAUCUUCCACAAAAUCUUUUUCCCUAAUGACACCGAGGAGUCAUUUGAAGUCGCAAAUAACACCAAGAACCGGGAUUUAGCCAAAACGAUCAGUGCAAAACUCGGGCUGAUGUCAGAUGACGGCUUCAGCAUCUUUGUAAAAACGUCAGACAAGGUUCUGAGUUUGAAUGAGGCAGACUACUUCUUCGACAGUCUGAGACAGAUUACUGAAUGGUCUAAAAAAACUAAGAUGGUUAAGGAUGGAGGACCAAUGAACAUUUCAUGUAAGGUGUAUUUCAUGAGGAAAUUGUGGUUCAACGUAGUCCCUGGGAGAGAUCAGGAAGCAGAUCGCAUUUUUCACUAUCCCCAGGAGUUACCCAAAUAUUUACGUGGCUAUCAUCGCUGCACCAAAGAAGACAUGGUACAGCUGGCUGCUCUCCUCUUCAGGGUUAAAGUAGGAGAUGAUAAAUCCCAGUUUGUCAUGAUUAGCAAGAUGCUGAAAGAGCUUGUGCCUAGUGAUCAGCUUAAAGCCAUGUCAGCCGAGGACUGGAAAAAGAGCAUAGUUGCUGCAUACAACAAGCAGGGAAACAUGAUGGCAGAGGAUGCCAUGGUGGGCUUCCUGAAGGUCAUCUUUAAGUGGCCCACAUUUGGCUGUGCCUUCUUUGACGUAAAGCAAACAUCUGAACCCAACUUCCCUGAUAUUGUGAGGCUUGCCAUCAGCAAACAGGGGGUUACGAUCAUAAACCCUAAAACCAAGGAUGUCCUAGCAAAACACCUGUUGAAUACGAUUGCAAGCUGGUGCAGUGGGAGCACCUACUUCCACAUGACUGUAGGCAAUCUGGUUAAAGGAAACAAGAUUCUGUGCGAAACCUCUCUGGGCUACAAAAUUGAUGAUUUGUUGACGUCCUAUGCCACCAUGUAUUUGAAUGAGAGAAGAGGACAAAGAACCAGGAAUUAAACAGGAAUUAACUGAAACAUGGCCUGACCAGGAUUUCAGGAUUUUUGCCUUUAAACAUACAAACUUUCACUUUUGAUCUUUACGCAGAAAAUUAUAAAGUAUAUGGUUAAACAAGCUUGCUAUGAAUGUAAAAGAAUAUGUUUUGUGAUUAAAAUCCUCAUAUCAAAUCAUUGAUUUGUGCGUGAGAUUUUACAUCUUUUAGAUUAGACUUUUUUCUCUUCUGUUUAUUGUUAAGAUGUUUAAAAUAAGUCUAAUGCGGUUCUUUUUCUGAUCAUUUAUUUAUUUAUUUUCAAAUGUAAAGAGUAAAGUAUCGCUAGGCUUUCUAUGUCACUUGCAAAAUAAUGAUAUAUCAUUAUAAAAAAUUUUAAAUGUUGCUUUGGUAAAAAUGGCCAAAUAAAAAGAACAUUACUCAUUG
Molecule: messenger RNA, 7179 nt
Organism: Clarias gariepinus (North African catfish)
Lineage: Eukaryota; Metazoa; Chordata; Actinopteri; Siluriformes; Clariidae
Gene: myo7ba
Product: unconventional myosin-VIIa
Exons: 48
Coding region: 105-6764 (2219 amino acids)
Cellular component (GO): cytoskeleton; myosin complex
Molecular function (GO): protein binding; ATP binding; cytoskeletal motor activity
Source: RefSeq, a predicted model, not a curated record